AUGGCGGUCGGGAAGAACAAGAGAGUUAGCAAGGGAAAGAAGGGUGGAAAGAAGAAGGUCAUUGACCCCUUCUUGAAGAAAGAGUGGUACACCCUCAAGGCCCCCGUCAUGUUCCACGUCAGGAACUUCGGCCAGACGCUCGUCACCAAGACCCAGGGUACAAAGCUCGCCAUCGAUGGUUUGAAGGGCCGUAUCUUCGAUGUUUCGCUCGCCGACCUCAACGCUGAUGAGGACCAGGCUUACCGCAAGAUCAAGCUCUGCUGUGAGGAUGUGCAGGGCAGGAACUGCCUCACCAACUUCCACGGCUCGAGCGUCACCCGCGACAAGCUUUGCUCGCUGAUCAGGAAGAACUACUCCCUUAUUGAGGCCUACACCGAUGUCAAGACCACUGACGGCUACACCCUCAGGAUGUUCUGCAUCGGCUACACCAAGAGGCGCCCCGGCCAGCUGAAGAGCACCUGCUACAUCAGGACGUCUAAGACCAGAGUCAUCAGACGCAAGAUGGUCCAGGUCAUGCAGCGUGAGGCCUCCACUACCUCUUUGAGGGAGGUUGUGAAGAAGAUCAUCCCUGAGUCCAUUGGCAAGGAAAUCGAGAAGGCCUGCAAGGGAGUGUUCCCGUUGCAGAACGUCCUUAUCAGGAAGAUCAAGGUACUCAAGAAGCCCAAAUUCGACCUCACCAAGCUCAUGGAGGUACACACCGACAUCUCGGAGGACACAGGCCACGGCAUGAAGGUUGAGGAGUCGGAGGAGGCCGCGAACCUGCUUACCAAGGAGCUUAACGCCUCCGCAGCAUAA
This is a messenger RNA of Babesia ovata, 795 nucleotides long. Its product is annotated as 40S ribosomal protein. Lineage: Eukaryota; Apicomplexa; Aconoidasida; Piroplasmida; Babesiidae. Gene Ontology annotation, cellular component: cytosol; ribosome. The coding region runs from base 1 to 795 and encodes 264 amino acids. The record is from RefSeq and is a predicted model, not a curated record. Gene Ontology annotation, molecular function: structural constituent of ribosome. The transcript is spliced from 2 exons. Gene Ontology annotation, biological process: translation.